GGAAGGGUGACCUUCAGGGAUCAAAUCGCAAUUGGGCCCUUCCCCGUCUUCCUCGCAUCAUCAGCCAGCAACUCUCUCCGUGAGCAAUUUGCAAGCAUAUCCUCCUUCUCCGCCGCAACAACCGGCGCGGCUGCGCCCAAAGGCAAGGAAGAAGAUGCGACUGGAGGAGUGAGGCUAACUUAACUCUAUUUGAUCUUCGAUAUGCUGAGAAAUAGGAACUGGCUUGGAACGUUACCAUCGAGAUGGAUAUUGUCAAUCAGGGCGUUAAGUUCGAGUGAACCAUCGAUGAGAGAGGUGUCAGACUCAUCGAAAAAAAUAUGUAAAAUAAUGACCUCGAACCCCACGGUGGUUCUGCACACAGCCCUCGACCAAAGUGGGGUCCGUGCUUCUCAGGAAGUGGUCGAGGAUGUCCUCAAGAGGUUCGCAAAUGCUGGUAUGUUGGCAUAUCGGUUCUUCGAGUGGGCCACGAAGCAGAGGAACUACUUCCACAGUGUGAAGGCCUACCACUCAAUGAUCGAGUCCCUCGCCAGGAUUCGGCAGUAUCAGAUCAUGUGGGAUCUCGUGAACGCAAUGAGGAAGGAGGGCACCCUCAACAUUGAGACAUUCUGCAUCAUUAUGAGGAAGUAUGCACGGGCACAGAAGGUGGAGGAAGCGGUGUACGCGUUUAACGUGAUGGAGAAGUAUGGCAUGUCCCCAAAUGUUGCUGCAUUCAACAGUCUAUUGAGCGCUCUCUGCAAGGCCAGGAACGUGAGGAAGGCCCAGGAGAUAUUCGAGUCCAUGAAGGAGCGAUUUGUGCCCGACUCGAAGACAUAUAGCAUAUUGAUAGAAGGGUGGGGGAAGGCUCCGAACCUCCCCAAGGCAAGGGAGAUCUUCCGGGAAAUGGUGGGCAGUGGGUGCGAGCCCGAUAUAGUGACCUACGGUAUUAUGGUCGAUGUCCUGUGCAAAGCAGGCAGGGUUGAUGAGGCAGUGGGAGUCAUUAGGGAAAUGAGCCCCGUGUUCCCUAAGCCGACUCCUUUCAUCUACAGUGUUCUAAUCCACACUUAUGGGGUAGAGAACCGUAUCGAGGACGCAGUGGACACAUUCUUGGAGAUGGAGAGGAAUGGAGUCCCUGCUGAUGUGGUGGCCUAUAAUGCCCUGAUCGGCGCAUUCUGUAAAGUGAAUCGACUUAAGAACGCCUACAGGGUCCUAAACGAAAUGGAUGCUAAGGGGACCAAGCCCAACUCAAGGACCUACAACAUUAUAUUGAUAACCUUGAUCAGAAGAGGAGAAUCUGAUGAGGCGUAUAAAGUGUUCCGUAGAAUGAUUAAGGUUUGUGAUCCAGAUGCAGACACCUACACAGUGAUGAUAAAGAUGUUCUGCGAGAGCAAUGAGCUAGAAAUGGCUCUGAAGGUGUGGAAGUACAUGACGUUGAAGAGGUUUGUCCCAAGCAUGCACACGUACACAGUGCUUAUAAAUGGGCUGUGCGAGAAGGGCAAUUUGAAGAAAGCUUGCAUGUUGCUUGAAGAGAUGAUGGAGAAAGGAAUUAGGCCUUCUGGGGUCACGUUUGGGAGGAUAAGGCAGUCGCUUAUCAAGGAAGGGAGAGACGAUGUGUUGAAGUUUCUUCAGGAGAAGAUGAACCUUUUGGUUAAAGAGCCUUUGUGGGAUUGAUUCAUAAGUAUUUUAUUGCGAGGAGCAACAUUCUAGAUCAAGCAAGAGGGAGAUAGCGAGCUCGGACCUCUGGUCCGACAUCCUGUUCGGGUCUGGAGAUCAUCGACUAUUCCAGCAAUCGAGCCGACAGUAGCAGCAAUAGUUACGAUGAGACAACCACAGCUUAAGAGUUUCAGAGAGACCCAUUUGACGGCCCACUUUUGGAUUUUCAUCUGCUCUAUGUACA
Messenger RNA from Punica granatum (pomegranate), 1873 nucleotides. NCBI's taxonomy places the organism in Eukaryota, Viridiplantae, Streptophyta, Magnoliopsida, Myrtales, Lythraceae. The record is from RefSeq and is a predicted model, not a curated record.